AUGCAUUGGUGGUGUAACAUCUCGUCGGAUAUUUUGCAGAACGCGACUCUCGCCGCCGUCACCUGCUCACAAGAACCUAACAUCAACUCGCAGUGUAUAGCACUAUGCCCAAAUGCCGACUUUACUGGAGUGGGAGUGCGCACAGCGUUCUAUGUACAAAGUCUCAUGAACACUCUACUCGUGGUAUUCUCCCGAAGGGACUCUGUACCCACGACAUGGGCGGCAACACUCCUCACCGGCGCACUUGUGAUCGCGGCCAUGGUUCAAAAGCACAAUCAGAGCAUCACGCUGCAUCAUGCUAUCCUUGUGUUGAACUUCGCGACACUCUCGUGCAUCAGCUCCCUCGCUGUCGCGCCCACGCUCUCCAUCUGGCGUCUCACCCCGCGCGAAUACUACGCCAAGCGCCUCGCACGGGACAUGCUCGACGGUCACCAUGACGACGCCGAAGAAGACCGCUUGAUUGGGGAGGCGGCGGAAGUGAUCACCGGCCGGCGCGAGCGCAAGAUCGCUCGCGCACAGAACAGACAGCGGAUUGUCCUCGCCCUCGCGCUCCUCACCCAGGUCGUCCUCCAGUGGGCGUGGGGCAUCGUCCUGUUCGUCUCGCCCGUGUACUCACAGACGAACUGCUCUGGGGAGACGGCGCUGAUCUUCUUCCUGUGGAGGUUCACGGCGCGGGAGAUCAACGAUAACAUGGUCGUUUGGGUCCUGUGGUUGCUGUUCUCGCUCGGCAUCACGUUGGCGAUGACUGUCAUUCUCGCGCUGUCGAGUCCGGUACGCGCGAGAUCGGGUACACAGCACGCAUCGCCUGCGUCGAGUUUGGGGGCCACGUCGCUUUCGACGUUGUCGACGCCACGACCGCCGGUGUACCGCCAGGUGUUUGAGUCUGCAGCUGGAAUGGUGCCGUCGUGGAAGGAUAGGUCCGGCCAGCUGAUAUUCUGGUAUAACGUCGUGUGUGUCUUCCUAUGGUCCAUCUACAUCAUCUCGUCAGAGAUUCAAAUACAGGCCAACUGCAUCUUCACCGGCGAGAACAGCAUCACAAGCUUCGGUCAGAUCACAGCCCUCCUGCUGUCACUCGCGCCUGUCUGGAGCCUAACAGUGGCCGUAUACCGCUGGCCUCAGAAGCAACGCAGGCUUCAGCGCCGCCGUCGCCACGCGAUGCUCUCUUCCGUCCAAUCCCAGGCCUCCAACCAGUCCGUGGUCGAUAUCAUUGUGUCUAAUCCCGACUACGAUCGUGGUCGCCCACAACGUGGGUCUGACAUCGCCGACGGGAGCAAAGGCCACACGACCGUCGAGAUCAUGGAGACGGCGACGACUGCGCUCCCCACUAGGGAACGCGCGAGGCCAACGGGGAUGUUGCAAUCUGCUCUUCGCGGGGGCCGCGAACGGAGUCGCUCUCAGGAGCCGAACGCCGGGGCGCGGCCACGCUCCCAGGGACCUGGAAUGAGGGCGCGUACCGGGCACACGAAUAUGCCGACUGGGUCGUUGAUGAGCUUUCCGCUUCCGACGAACACGGAGGAGGAGUGGACCGAGCUGGCUACGUUCCCGAGGUAG
Dichomitus squalens LYAD-421 SS1 is the source of this 1551-nucleotide messenger RNA. RefSeq lists its product as uncharacterized. Lineage: Eukaryota; Fungi; Basidiomycota; Agaricomycetes; Polyporales; Polyporaceae. The record is from RefSeq and is a predicted model, not a curated record. The transcript has 5 exons. The coding region runs from base 1 to 1551 and encodes 516 amino acids.